AUGGCUGGUUUUGGCGAUUAUAGUAGUAAUAAUUAUAAUCGACCGUACGGUUUAGACCCAAAUAGAGAAACAAAUGACCUUUAUGAUACACGUUAUCAGCAAAUAUAUGGCUAUCACACUCCCUUAAAUGAGGAGUACCAAGGGCCUCCUUUAGUUAUGGACGACACGUCUGAAGGAGAGACCAGCACAUAUGUUACAACAGCUAUAAGUGUAGCAAGUUUACUUACUGAAAACUUAUUAAGUCACCCCUUUAUUGUUCUCAGAAGACAAUGUCAAGUUCACAAUUCACUCAGGAACUACCAUGUUGUGCCAUACACUUUGUUACCAGUAGUUGUUCGUUUACAUAGACGACAGGAAUUUACUACUCUGUGGAAAGGAAUUGGUUCUACUUGCAUAGUCAAGGGACUAAAUCUAGCAGUUGAAGAUAUUAUAUCUAAAGGAACAGGCUGGCCCAAAGAAAUUAACAAAUGUAGUUCAGUAUUGCAGUUCCUUCAACAUCUCACACUAAAAUGUGUCAGUUUGGCAAUGAUAACACCUUUCUACUCGGCAAGCUUAGUUGAAACAGUCCAAAGUGACAUAGCAAGUGAUAAACCAGCUAUUUUAGAUGUAUUUCGGGAGGGAUUUAUGCGUAUUUUAGAAUGGGGUACACCUAGUCGAGGCAGGAUGUUGCCAAUAUGGGCAAUUGUCUUGCCCACUGUAGGCUUUGGAAUCGCCAAGUACUUUUCUCAUUUAACCCUCAGAAAUAUUACAUUUAGAAUAUUACGCUUUCAACAGAGACAUAGACAUGAGCUGAGUCCCAAUUAUGAUAUGAAUCAAGCUAAAAAUUCUCCCAACCCAUUGGUAGAGGAUUUAAACCUUAAAGCUAAUAUAUUUUCUUUUAUUACGAUGGAGAUAAUUUUUUACCCUGUGGAAACAAUUAUCCAUAGGCUUCAUAUACAGGGUACCAGAACAAUUAUAGAUAAUUUAGAUACGGGCACUUCAGUUACACCGAUUCUUACAGGAUAUGAAGGUUUUAUGGACUGUUACAAUACAACAAUAGCGAAAGAAGGUAUUGGUGGCUUGUACAAAGGCUUUGGUGCACUUGUAUUACAACUUGCUGCUCAUCUAGCUAUAAUAAAAUUUACCACAUUUGUUGUUUCUGAAAUGUCAAAUCUGUUAAAACCGGCAAACACACCAACUAAUUCAGAUGAAUCUGUUUCUUCCCAACAAAAAUAUUUGUUCAAUUAA
This is a messenger RNA of Leptosia nina, 1227 nucleotides long. The record is from the annotation of a GenBank genome assembly. Lineage: Eukaryota; Metazoa; Arthropoda; Insecta; Lepidoptera; Pieridae.